Triticum turgidum subsp. durum (durum wheat) is the source of this 1224-nucleotide messenger RNA. The record is from the annotation of a GenBank genome assembly. Lineage: Eukaryota; Viridiplantae; Streptophyta; Magnoliopsida; Poales; Poaceae.
AUGGAACUGGCGACGGGAGCCAUGGGCUCCCUGCUCCUCAAGCUGGCCGAGCUGCUCAAGGAGGAGUACAAGCUUCACAAGGACCUCAGGAAGGAAGUGGAGUCUCUCUCACUAGAUCUCGAGAGUUUGCAUGGCGCCCUCCACAAGGUGGCGCUGGUGCCGCGCGACCAACUGGACGAGCAGGUCUGGAUCUGGGCUCGCGAUGUAAGGAAGGCGUCGUACGCCAUGGAGGACAUCGUCGACAACUUCCUUGUGCGCGUGGACGGCGGCCAUGACCAUGAAGCUGAGGCCAAGAAGACUGGCGUCAAGCGGUUCAAGGACAAGGCGAGGAACAUGUUCAACUUCAAGAAGCUGGCGGACCGCCGUAGCAUCGCUGGAAAGAUCCAAGACAUCAAGAACCAACUCCAGGCUGUGGCCUUGCGGCGUUCCAUGUACAAAGUCGACGAUAUCGUGGCCAAGCCUGCUGCGACAACAUCGACCAUGGAUGAUCCUCGCCUCUUGGAUCUGCAUAGAGUGACAAAGCUCUUUGGCAUUGAAGAGCCACGGGAGGCGCUCAUAAGUAUGUUGGCCGGGGAGGAGGAUGGUCAAGGUGUGCACCAAGAGAUGAAGAUAGUCUCCAUCGUCGGAUAUGGCGGACUGGGCAAAACCACCAUUGCCAAAGCUGUUUAUGACAAGCUUAAGGUGAAAUUCCACCGUGUGGCUUUUGUUCCGGUCGGUCAGUAUCCAGACAUGAAGAAAGUUUUCAUGGACAUUCUAAUCAGCCUUGACAAGCAAAAAUAUACGAAUUCCAAUAUGACCAUAUUGGAUCAAUGGCAGCUCAUCGAUGAAAUCAAAGAUUAUCUACAAGAUAAAAGGUACUUCAUUGUUAUCGAUGAUAUAUGGGAUACAUCAACAUGGGAAUUCAUAAAAUGUGCUUUUGUGGAUAAUUAUCUUGGAAAUGUGGUAAUCACAACUACUCGCAAAUCACAAGUUGAUAUGGGUGGUCUUGUUUACACACCAAAACCACUUUCUUAUAGGGACUCCCAAAAGUUAUUUUAUACAAAGCUAUUUGGUGCAGAGAAAUGCCCUGAGAAAUAUAAAUCAGCUGGCGUGUAUGAUAAAAUUACUGAGGUGUCUGAAAAAAUUCUGAAGAAAUGCAAUGGUUCUCCAUUAGCCAUCGCUACUGUAAGGGCAUAUUUAUCCCUAAGUGUUUUGGUGAUUGAUGACAAUACUCGUGCAGACUAA